CUUAAUUCUCUUUCUUUCUUUCCUCAACUCUUUUAAACUCUGUCCUCUCUUUCUCUUUUUAAUCACUUCCUCUUUUUUAUUUUUGCUCUAUUACUUUCCAGACAUAAAUCUUCGGAAAAAACAAUGGAACAACUAACAUGCACCGGCGAGUUUGACCAGCAACAGACACAGCGCCUAACUGAUGCAACCACUUCAUCACUCGCAAUAGAUAAAUCCUCAAGUAUAUCAUACGAGCCAAACACACCUGUGAGUACCAGCGCUGAUACUCCUCCUUUAAGCGCCUCUGAAUCAGAUCCAGAAGAAGAACCAGCAGCUUCACCUUCAACUCAAACUGACCCAAGUUCAGGAUCGCAGCUUGUGAGCGUUGUUGGAGAUAGAUCUGUCCGGUCAGAUAUUCCUCUUCACGUACUUCAACAGCUCUAUUUGCCUGAUAUAGCCAACAGAUAUCACAGGCUCAAUGCAGACAACACCCUAUCGUUCCCACACACCCCUUCUUUUCCCGCUGUCAAGGCAUUACCAAGCCAUGAACGGAAACGAAUUUUGGUCACCGGCGGUGCUGGAUUCGUAGGCUCGCAUCUUGUUGACCGGCUGAUGCUCAUGGGCCAUGAAGUCAUUGUACUUGACAACUUUUUCACUGGAAGCAAGCGAAAUGUUCAACAUUGGAUGGGACACCCACAUUUCGAACUCAUUCGACACGACGUGGUUGAUCCAUUCAUGAUUGAGGUUGAUCAGAUCUAUCACCUUGCAUGUCCAGCCUCACCACCACACUAUCAGUAUAACCCCAUCAAGACAGUCAAGACCUCGGUCAUGGGCACGAUCAAUAUGUUAGGGCUCGCUAAGCGCACAAAAGCUCGUUUCCUCUUGACAUCAACAUCUGAGGUGUAUGGAGAUCCAGAAGAGCAUCCCCAAAAAGAGACAUAUUGGGGUCAUGUUAAUCCGAUAGGGCCUCGGGCGUGCUAUGACGAGGGCAAACGUGUCGCAGAAACAUUGACGUAUUCGUACAUGCAUCAGGACGAUGUCGACGUUCGAGUAGCACGAAUCUUCAACACAUUUGGGCCAAGAAUGAAUGAAAACGACGGUCGUGUAGUCAGUAACUUUAUCAUGCAGGCAUUGAGGGGCGACGAAUUGACAAUCUAUGGUGAUGGACAACAGACACGAUCCUUCCAAUACAUUCAUGAUCUAGUUGAUGGUUUAAUCCUGCUCAUGAACAAAAAUUACAAGGAGCCUGUUAAUCUUGGCAAUCCUGAAGAAUAUACCAUUCGUGAAUUUGCAGAGAUGAUCCGUGGUGAGAUCAAUACCAAUGUGGAAAUCAUGAGCCUACCACCAACGGAGGAUGAUCCACAGAGGCGACGACCUGAUAUCGGGCGGGCGCAAAGGCAUUUAGGGUGGGCUCCCAAGUUCUCAGUAGGCCAAGGCAUUAGGGAAACAGUUGAAUACUUUAAGAAUACCAAAAUGGAACAAACUUGGUACCCCUCUACUUAGCCCAUUCUCACUUCAUAAUCCCAUAUUACCAUUUUAUCACGCUCCAAGCUCUCAUUAGUAUCGGGCAAAACUAUUUUUGAAAUAUAAUUUCAACGGCG
This is a messenger RNA of Lobosporangium transversale, 1580 nucleotides long. RefSeq lists its product as hypothetical. The coding region runs from base 124 to 1482 and encodes 452 amino acids. Gene Ontology annotation, molecular function: NAD+ binding; UDP-glucuronate decarboxylase activity. Gene Ontology annotation, biological process: D-xylose metabolic process. Lineage: Eukaryota; Fungi; Mortierellomycota; Mortierellomycetes; Mortierellales; Mortierellaceae. The transcript is spliced from 2 exons. The record is from RefSeq and is a predicted model, not a curated record. Gene Ontology annotation, cellular component: cytoplasm.